This is a messenger RNA of Adineta ricciae, 330 nucleotides long. NCBI's taxonomy places the organism in Eukaryota, Metazoa, Rotifera, Eurotatoria, Adinetida, Adinetidae. The record is from the annotation of a GenBank genome assembly.
AUGUGCAGUGUUUUGAUUCUUGGAGUGAGUUCCGCAAAUAAAGGAUCGGUUAGAGUAUGUAAUCGAGGUGCUUACGUUGCUAAAUGUGGUCUCGAGACCCGAACGAGUGAUGGUCGUACUCGUAACUAUGAAACAGGUCAAUUUCCCGUCGGACAAUGUUCAACUCUUGAACUUCCUUACGAAUCCGUCUGGGGCCGUGCUUGGUGCGACAAUUACGUCUUCAUUGCUGUCACUAAAAAUAUCUUUCGAGAAGAAUUCGACGCACCAGCUACUCGUUGCUAUGACAUUGGCGGCACAACGUUUCACCCUUCAAUGAGUCGAACAUGUUAA